GGACCCAGCGGCUCCGGGGCUGGAGGGCGGGCGCCGGCCCGUCGGGGGCCCGGAGGGGGGCUCAGAGCGGGCGCAGGGGCGGCUCCGCGGGCGGACUCGGAGCGGGCGGCGGAGUGACCCGGCCAGCUGUCCUGACACCAGCCCAGACUGCCUCACCGCGUAGCCAUGAGAGCUGCCUACCUCUUCCUGCUGUUCCUGCCUGCGGGCCUGCUGGCUCAGGGCCAGUAUGACCUAGACUCUCUGUCUCCGUUCCCGGAACACGUCCAGUACACCCACUACAGUGACCAGAUAGGUAACCCCCCCCCCCACUCAGAGGUGACUCCUCGGCCCCCUGCGGAGCAGUUCCAGUCCCAGCAGCAAGUCCGGCAGGAAGUCGUCCUGGCCCCCACCCCAGCACCAGGAAAUGCGGAGACAGAGCCCACGGAGCCUGGGCCUCUGGACUGCCGCGAGGAACAGUACCCGUGCACCCGCCUCUACUCCAUCCACAAGCCCUGCAAACAGUGUCUCAAUGAGGUCUGCUUCUACAGCCUCCGCCGCGUGUACGUGGUCAACAAGGAGAUCUGUGUCCGCACGGUGUGUGCCCACGAGGAGCUCCUCCGAGCUGACCUGUGUCGGGACAAGUUCUCCAAAUGUGGCGUGAUGGCCAGCAGUGGCCUGUGCCAGUCCGUGGCGGCCUCCUGUGCGAGGAGCUGCGGGGGCUGCUAGGGCGGAGCCAGCACCCCAAGCCCUGGGCCUUCCUCAGAUCCGGGGCCCUCGGGCCCUGCCUCACCUGGUGCUUUUCUCCCCAGCCUGACAUUCCUUUUAUCCUGUAAAAAGUUAGUGGACUGUGGCCCUGGGGGUUUGUCUCAGGCCCCUCCCCCAGCCUGUGGCCACCCCUGGGGCACAAUGGGGGCUCCCCACGGCCCAGUUUUCGGCCCCGGAGGAGGGGCAUCCCAGGCCUCUCGGUGGGACCUGGGCCUCUGAUGUGCCUUCUCAGUCCCUCCAGGACAGUCCCCCUGCCCACCAGCCCCUUUGAGGUAGGCUGUGCCCCUCACCCCAGCCGGUCUGCUUGGACUUCCUACAGCUCCCGGGCAUAGACCACCUUUGUUUUAUACAAAAUUAAAAUUGUUUUUACAAAA
Panthera uncia (snow leopard) is the source of this 1118-nucleotide messenger RNA. It is a transcript of the gene MFAP2, whose product is annotated as microfibril associated protein 2. Gene Ontology annotation, cellular component: microfibril. Gene Ontology annotation, biological process: embryonic eye morphogenesis. The transcript is spliced from 8 exons. Bases 166 to 705 code for a protein of 179 amino acids. The record is from RefSeq and is a predicted model, not a curated record. NCBI's taxonomy places the organism in Eukaryota, Metazoa, Chordata, Mammalia, Carnivora, Felidae.